Messenger RNA from Gambusia affinis (western mosquitofish), 1222 nucleotides. Its product is annotated as solute carrier family 2, facilitated glucose transporter member 1-like. Gene Ontology annotation, biological process: response to insulin; monosaccharide transmembrane transport. The transcript is spliced from 5 exons. Gene Ontology annotation, molecular function: hexose transmembrane transporter activity. Lineage: Eukaryota; Metazoa; Chordata; Actinopteri; Cyprinodontiformes; Poeciliidae. The coding region runs from base 492 to 1205 and encodes 237 amino acids. Gene Ontology annotation, cellular component: basolateral plasma membrane; apical plasma membrane. The record is from RefSeq and is a predicted model, not a curated record.
AAAAAGUCAAGAAUUUGUACUUUGAACUUUUUAAUUCCUUACUUUCCUUACUACCAGGGCUUUACAAAAUAUAAUACAGUCAAGCUUAAUAUCUACAAUUUUUCUGAAAACAUGAGCGAAACAGGUUAGCCCUGCCAUUGCCUUCCUGUGCAAAUCCACUCGAAAAAAGUUCUAGUUUACAGCACAGCCUAGGGUUUCUCCCCUUGACUUGAAUUCUCUCCAGUCGAUUUUUGAGAGAAUGAAUCAACAAACAGAAGGAGAAGUUGUGAACAAUGAUGUCAAUUUUUUGAACUGUUUUUAGAAUUGAAGUUUGCUUGUAAUUUCAGCGACGGGAGCGGAUGAAGUGAAAGAAACCGUUCAGUCCGUGUUGGCCAUGCUUCCAAAUAUUGAAUGAACAUGAAUAGCUACGUUGUUUGGAUUGGCUCUACCUUCUUCGCAGUGGAAGAGAAUGUUCUUCACAGCACAGGCAUUUUCUGGUGACGCCCCAGUUGAUGCUGGCUGUGGGGACGGCUGCGAUCGGCUCUCUGCAGUUUGGCUACAACACGGGUGUCAUCAACGCACCUCAAAAUAUCAUUGAGAGCUUCUACAACCAGACAUGGAUCAGCAGGUUUUCAGAACCCAUUUCUCAGAGCACUCUGACAGCUCUGUGGUCUUUUUCUGUGGCCGUCUUCUCUGUGGGAGGAAUGUUUGGCUCCUUCUCUGUCGGCCUUUUUGUCAACCGCUUUGGCAGGAGGAACUCCAUGCUCAUGGCCAAUGUGUUAGCCUUCCUUGCUGCUGUGUUUAUGGGGUUCAGCAAACUGGCGGCUUCCUUUGAGAUGCUCAUCAUUGGACGUUUUAUAGUGGGUGUGUACUCUGGCCUCUCUACGGGGUUUGUACCCAUAUAUGUUGAGGAAAUCUCUCCAACAUCUCUUCGCGGAGCCCUGGGCACUCUGCAUCAGCUCGGUGUGGUGAUCGGCAUCCUCAUGGCCCAGAUCUUUGGGAUUGAAUCUAUCUUGGGCAACGCGUCCCUGUGGCCGCUGCUGAUGGGGUUCACUCUGCUGCCGGCCUUGCUGCAGUGUGCUCUACUGCCGUUCUGUCCAGAGAGCCCCCGAUACCUCCUCAUUAACUGCAAUGAAGAGAGCAAAGCCUGCAGCGGUAAGAUCUACACACGUUCAUCUGUGUUCAUAUAUAUAUGGAGUCAUGAAACUGUUACUUUUCUUAAGUGACGUUACAUAAAAUAUGA